AUGAAUAAUUCAAUUCCUUCUAUUAAUAGUCUUUUAUUAAAUUUAAAAUCUACAGUUGAAUUAUUAAUUCAAUUUCGAGGUGAUUCAUUAACAACAAAAUAUGGUGCAAUUGAAAGAUUUCGAUUAGUUAUUUUGGCUAUUCUUACACAUUGUCUUAAACAAAAUACACAAGAUAUCUAUGAACAAUUAUGGCAAUUAAUUGUACGUUUAAAUGCAAAUUCUCAACGAUAUAUACGUUUACUACAAGAUAUAUAUCAUAAAGAAAAUAUUCGAUUAUCAGUUGAACAAUGGAUUGAUCAAUCAGUUAUAAGUCAAUGUUUAUCUCAACAAUUAUCCUGUGCUGAACAUGAUAAUGAUUUACUUGAACAAUAUUAUUAUCAUGAUUUAUUUUUUGUUUUUAAAAAGUAA
Rotaria sp. Silwood1 is the source of this 408-nucleotide messenger RNA. Lineage: Eukaryota; Metazoa; Rotifera; Eurotatoria; Philodinida; Philodinidae. The record is from the annotation of a GenBank genome assembly.